UUCUCAGCAGUUGAAUAUGGCGUGUGGUGUAUUUUUUCGAGUUACAGCCAUAAUCAUUAUAAUUAUGGUGUUCACAUAUUUAUUAUUUUUGAUGGCAUAUUCCAUGUCCAAUGUGGAUGAAUCAUCGGCUGGAUCCAUUAAAUACGGGAAUCAUUUCGAAGUUGGUUUAAUGCAUAAUCCACAACAAUUGAACAUUUCAAAACAGCAGAAAAAUCAAUUAGAUGAAGAUAACUUUUAUUGGCCCACUCGUUCAAUUCCAUAUCAAAUGACCACUGAACACACACAAGAACAGCAAGAACAAAUUAAAAAAGCGUUGACUGCAAUUGAAACAGUUUCAUGUUUGAAAUUCAAAUCACGUAUUAAUGAAAGUGACUACAUUCAACUAAGUGCGAAAGAGAUCGGUUGUUUUUCAGCGGUUGGCUAUCUAGGAGGCGCACAAGUGUUAAACUUACAACAGUCGAAAUCUGGAAAAUGUUUCAUUUUUGGAGCAAUAAUUCACCAGUUUUUACAUGCCCUUGGGAUCAAAAAUACGCAUACGCACAAUACUCAAGAUUUGAAAAAUGGCAGUCAUACUGUAAAACCAUUGAACAAAUCGAUUGUGAACUUAAUUGGAGAACGCGAAAAGUUGAGUGAAAUGGAUAUAGCAAUGAUCAAUAAAGCAUAUUGUCAUUAGCGAUGGCAAAGUGUUAC
Molecule: messenger RNA, 690 nt
Organism: Contarinia nasturtii (swede midge)
Lineage: Eukaryota; Metazoa; Arthropoda; Insecta; Diptera; Cecidomyiidae
Product: astacin-like metalloprotease toxin 5
Exons: 5
Coding region: 17-673 (218 amino acids)
Biological process (GO): proteolysis
Molecular function (GO): metalloendopeptidase activity; zinc ion binding
Source: RefSeq, a predicted model, not a curated record